Molecule: messenger RNA, 288 nt
Organism: Trichomonas vaginalis G3
Lineage: Eukaryota; Parabasalia; Trichomonadida; Trichomonadidae
Product: cyclin-dependent kinase inhibitor 2C-related family
Exons: 1
Coding region: 1-288 (95 amino acids)
Cellular component (GO): cytoplasm; nucleus
Molecular function (GO): protein binding
Source: RefSeq, a predicted model, not a curated record
AUGGCCGAACUGCUUAUAUCACAUGGUGCAAAUAUCAAUGAAAAAGAUAAUAUUGGAAGUACUGCUCUUCAUCAUGCAAUAUGUUAUAAUAAUAAAGAAAUAACAGAUAGUAAAGAAACAGUCGAACUUCUUAUCUCACAUGGUGCAAAUAUCAAUGAAAAAGAUAAAGAUGGCAAAACCGCUCUUUAUAUUGCUGUAUAUUUUAAUAAUAAAGAAAUGGCCGAACUGCUUAUAUCACAUGGUGCAAAUAUCAAUGAAAACGAUAAUGAUGAAAGAACUGUUCUUUAG